UAUAGUCGUGCAGUUAAAUUGUGUGGGUAACCACCUGCGUGUACAUCUAUCUUUUUCUUUGUCGUCUGAAGUGGGUUAUUCCUCGGUUAAAUGGCGAUGUUGAAUGAACUUUACAGAGCAGCCGAGCCUGAGGCCUGCUAAUAUCGGGUUGAUUUCACGACCAAACAUCGGAUCACUUCUGUCGAGAUCGUAUCAGUUUACCUUUGCGUUCAAUAUGCGUUUUAUUUGUCAAAAUAUUGCUUUUAAUUAGUAUAAGAGACACCGAUCACACUAAACCCCAUAUAAAGUUACUUUGCAAGCGAACGACGAGACAGAUUUGAACGAUAUAUUAACCUUUAGUGCUGACUAGUUUCACUCAGUAUGGAGAGUUAUCGUCUGGUGCAUCUUUCUAUCGUAUUAUGGAUGAUUUUAAUGAAAAAGUUCAAGUUUGUUAUUUCGCUUGAAGUGCACAUUGGGUGUAACCAUCGCUCAACGGCGGCAUAUCUGUGCCCCCAAAUAUGUUUAGCUGUAAUUUACAGCUGUGUUCGGAUGUUUAUAAUGUUAUCAGAGCUGUAGUUAUUAUGAUUUGGCCCAUUUCCUUGAAUUGAACUUCGUGCACAAACAUGUGCGCUAACGUUGUCAGGUGUGGCUUCUCCCGUGUUAUAUGCAUAGAUUUUAUAUGCCUUUUUUCGAAUCAUACUGGUUCAUAAUUACUAAAAGAGUACCUCUUAUCUCAGGUGAUUGAACUGUAAGUCAGAUUUCGAUCUGACAUUAGAAAUGGAUGCACUGUGUAUAAAAAUGCCCAUUGCUGUUUGUGACAAUUUGUAUUCAGACGUCUGGUGGCCGCAGGCCCGAGUCUCUUUCAUUUUGCAUCAAAAUACUCCCGCUGAAACACUUGGUCACAAUGAAGGACUGGUUAACAUUUUGCAAAUGUUCAUUCUAUUUCUUAUAUUUAGUCAGGUUUAUUCUACUGCAUGACGUUUGAAUGGCUUAAUGACAACAUGAGAUCAGAAUGCAAAUCCCGGGUUACGUUUUCAUCAGGGCUAAUUAAAACAUUUAAAAAGGAAUGUAGUAAAUUUCCAUCCUUAAAACAACAGGGUUUUUUUUGUCAGGCAUCACCUAGUUGGUGUUUCCCAUGACAUCUUGGUUUCCAACUUGCCAAAAUGAUUUAAAAAAAAAAACAAGGCAUUAAAAACAAGCUCAGACAUGUUUAAAGUAGGCCUAUUAAAGGGGUCAUAUGACACUGCUGACACGAAUAUUAUCGUCUGUUUUAGAUGUAAUGCAAUGUGUAUACUAGGGCUGGGCGAUGUGUUAAAAAAUUUUUUAUCGAUAGUCGACUUUAAAAUCAUCGCGAUAUCCGAUAAUAUCGGGUGUGUUUGACUUCAUGCAACGUUACGCAGAUGAUAAAUCUGCGGAUACGGACCGGGAGGGAAUUCGUUCCUUCCUGUUUAUUUUGUCGAAGUGGUUUAAAUUAUAUUAAGGUUUGCCCUGCGGUAGGAAAAUCUGACAGGGUAGGACGAUUCGAACACCGGUACAGCCCCGCGAACGUGAGGUUUUGCUUUGCUGACGCAGCUCGUCUUUCUCUAGGUCUGCCUGUGCAGUGACCAGCAGAAAACAGCAGCACUUUCAACUGACCGAACAAAACAGCGUUUCCAAAAUUCUGUCACUGUUACUGACUGCCUGGGCAUAUGAACAUUAACGUUCACGCUAAAGCCUACAUCGCAUGAUAAUGUUAUAACGCAUAUUUUCCAUUAUUAUCGAUUAUCUGGUAUCUCUGUUGUAAUCAACAUCAGGAUAUUUGCGAGACAUCUGCGAUAUACGAUAACAUCGUCACAUCGCCCAGCCCUAGUGUAUACACAAUUUAAGGUUCAAAAACACUGUAUUUUCCACAUUCCGUGCAUGUUUGUAUGUCCUCUUUGGCCCGUCUCUCUGAGCAAUGAGGUUUGUAAAAAAUCUGCAUUUCAAAGUGAGGUGUUCUAUGAUUGGCCAGUUAACCAGUGCGUAGUGACUGGUCGAAUACUGCAAGCGUGUGUCGGAAAUGUAACACCUCUUACCAUAUUUGGAACAUCAGUUUCCAAAGCAAUUGUACUGACAGGUACACCGACCUUACUUACGUAUACAUUUGGGCGGUCUUCGUCAAAUCAUACCACGAACUGAUGUAGGUUUGUGGUGGUAUGGGUACACAAAGCGUUUCAGCCAGGUCUGGGUGAGCAAUCGCUUUUAGAUAUGCAUCUUUAAUUUUUGCAAUUUUAAUGCGUCUAAUACAUGCAUGGGCAACUUAUAACACACCAAAGACACAGAAAAACACGUAUUCAUGCCAUAUGACCCCUUUCAUUUUUUUCUGAAUUUUUUUUGAAUAAUUUUUCAUAAGACCUUAAAAUCUCAUACCUUUUCAGACUGUUAAUGUCAAUACCAUAGCACGUUUUGCUAAAAAGAAAGCCAUGCCUAAGCACACAUUUAUUUUUUAUCAUACCCAAUUAGACAUUUUACACAAUUUGUUUGUCAUUAUUUUUUGUCUUAAUGAGUUUAUUUUUGUGUUACUGAGUUAUAUUUCUUUAAGUCAUUACUGCCAUUAUGUUUCAGUGAUUUCGUGAGAAUUACCCAGUUAUGUUAAUAGUUCUAAAAUCGUAAUAACAUAAUUUUAAUGUUAAUGUAAUAAAGGUAAGGACCAUAUUAUGAUAUGAAUGCUUUAAUGUCCCCUCCCCUUCUUUAUAAACAUCAUGUCGUUUAUAGGUGUAUUAUAAUAAAGACAAUAAUAAACAGCAUAACUUUGUUUUAAUGCUUGUGAAAAUAGUGACCACUGUUUGCUUUAAAACAGGUUUAGUGCAGUUUUUUUACCAAAUUAGUGUGUGUUUGUUGAUAGGGAUGGACAACAGCACGAGCUGCAAAGUCUUAUUUACAAAAAUUGCUUUGAUUGAUUAUUAACAUGCGACCAGCACUUGGAAUUUUUUGGUCACAGUUGUCAGUGGAUUAAUUGGCUGGUAGGGCUGGGCGAUGUGUUAAAAAAUUUUUUAUCGAUUAUUGACUUUAAAAUCAUUGCGAUAUCUGAUAAUAUCGGGUGUGUUCAACUUCAUGCAACGUUGCGCAGGCGAUCAAUCUGCAGAUACGGACCGGGAGGGAAUUCGUUCCGGACCCACCAAGUGCCAAACAAACACACACACGCAGGCAGGCACGCAAACAUGCACACACAAACACAGAUGCACCAUGCGCACAAACCAGUGUUGCAGUGACUUCUUUCAUCAGGUAAAGCGCGUAGAUAAACCAUUGCUUUCAUGCAGUAUAAAAUGUUGCAGGUGUCCUGAAAUUUCAUCCUACCCGUCAGAUUAUCCUACCAGGCAUGCGCACAUCAAUGUUACGUCAUAACCUUUUUUUUUCGCUAUAAAAUCAUCCUACCUGUUUAUUUUAUACUGCUACGGGAAUAUGAUAGUGUAUUUUCGUUGUUAAAUCAUUCUACAUAUUAUUUAAUACCUAUAGCACAAUUUGAUUGGGUGUUGCGCUGUAAAUUAAUCCUACAUGUUUCUUUUAUGCUGGUAGGAUAAUCUGACAGGGUAUUUACGCUGUAAAUUUAUUUUGUGUUUAUUUUAAGAUGGUAGGACUAUCUGACAGGGUAUUUUGCAUUGUACAAUCAUCCUACCUGUUUAUUUUGUCGAUGUGGUUUAGAUUAUAUUAAGUUUUGCCCUGACAGGGUAGGACAAUUCGAACACCGGUACAGCCCUGCGAGCGUAAGGUUUUGCUUUGCCGACGCAGCUCGUCUUUCUCUUGGUCUAUCUGUGCAGCGACUGGCAGAAAACAGUAGCACAUUCAACUGACCGAACAAAACAGCGUUUCCAAAAUUCUGUCACUGUUACUGACUGCCUGGGCAUAUGAACAUUAACGUUCACGCUAAAGCCUACAUUGCAUGAUAAUGUUAUAACGCGUAUUUUCCAUUAUUAUCAAUUAUCGUCUGGUAUCUAUCUGUUGUAAUCGACAUCGGGAUAUUUGCAAGACAUCAGCGAUGUGACGAUGUUAUCAUAUAUCGCCCAGCCCUACUGUCUGGUACAUCAUUUUGUCCUGUAUUGAGGCUAUUUGUCCCUCUCUGCUCACAUUCAGUUUUCAGACAAAUUUCUUGUACAAGCUAAAAUAAUGAGAAAGAUGUAUGCAUGUGUGUGAAGGUAUGCCUAAACUGUGAUAUUUUCCGCUGUCUGUCUUGUCCUGUUUGCUUGCUGUUUUUCUUCUUCAGCAAAGACAUGGAAUGCUGUUUAAAUCCCAUGGGGCUCAGGAGGAUUUUGAAGCUGGAGAUUUAAAUGUGUGAACAAAGGAGAAAUUGGUUGCAACCAUUUGCCAUUAAUGUGUCAAGACGUGAAACAACAAGCCCAGUAACCCUUUUUGUGUGUGUUUUUCCCCCUAAUUUUUUCAGCUUUGCAUUGUUCUUGGAAAGUUGUGUGCCCCCGGUUGCAAAUUGCCUGAACCAUUUUGGGAGUCCACCGCUCUUGGACCCAGUCUCCCUCCAGCUAGCACAGAUAAAGACUCAGUUGGCACUGCACCAGCUGAAUGCGUUUGCUGGCAGAAGCGUAACUCCCCCAGCAAUUGUCUCGCCUUCUUUGACCUUGCUCAACUUUCUUAAGGUCACCAUGUCCCAUCCAAGAUAUAAUCACCGUGGUGGACAGUUUCCUGUUGAUCAGAGACCCGUCGUGCCUGGCCAGUAUGGUCCGGGGUCACAGCCUGGAUUAGUGCCGGGAUCAGGCCGUCAUGGUCCGGGAUCUAUGUCUAAUUCUCGUGGGGGUUUGAUGGGUAACCAGCAGAUGCCCAUCUCUUUGGGACGUCAGUCACAGAUUUCUCCAGAUCUUGAAGCUUCCAUAGACAGAAACCUUCGGGGAGCCCGUGAGGAAGUUCGCCUUCUUGCUCAAAUGUUGCAGCAGCCCAAAUCGGCAGACCCCCGAAUGAAAAAGGACAUGAGGGAUAAAGUGCUUCCAUCAGGAGGAAGUGGUUUUGCAGGGACUUCGAGAUCUGAUGAUGUGGACUGGUCCAGGUACCAGGCACCUAGCAAGCUCUUAUCCUCCUCAAGCAUGGAUUGUUCUCAGAGUUCCUCUCAGAUGUUCCAGUUGUCAGGCUUUGGUGGCAAUGUGGGAUCUAGGAUUUCGGGUACCCAACCACCACCAGGACAACAGCCUUUACGCUACACCUCAGAAAGUGCCAGCAGCAUCCUAGCAAGCUUUGGACUCUCAAAUGAGGACCUCGAGCUUCUAAGCCACUAUCCAGAUGAUCAGCUGACUCCUGACAACCUACCAUUCAUUUUACGAGACAUCCGUAUGCGUAAAGUGAAGAGGAAUGUUAAUGCAAGAUCUGAACUCAUAGACUCUGACCCUCGACAAGUCAUUGACUAUGGACAUUCUAGUAAAUUUGGUUAUCCUGAGGAGGGCCCAGAUGGGUUUGCAAGUGAGCAUCUACCUGAAGAGUCACCUAAGUUUGUGAGAGAAGUCCCUGCCCCCAUCUUUAGUGGCAUUGGUGUAAAAAAACGUCCUCAGCCAUGUCAAGCUGCUUCAGGCACUGCGCAAGUUUCAAGUCUUCAGAAGCCUCUGGCAAUGGACUCAAGACCCACUAAGACGAUUCCAGGAAGACCAGCUGUUUCCCAGGCUGUUCUACCACCUUCACAGAUUCCACCUCUGCUUGGUGUUCCUUCUACAAUGAACGCUGAUAAUAUCUCCAGACCGCCAACUGCUAACUGGAUUCCAUUCAUUCCACCCCCAGUCAGCGCGACCAUCACCAAGCGGCUCCCGACUCCAACCAUGAUGAAUGAUUACUCUGCAGCGACUCCGAGAAUCUUUCCUCAUACAUGCUCUCUAUGUAACAUUGAAUGUGUCCAGAUUAAGGACUGGAUUGAACAUCAGAACACAAAUUUACACAUUGAGAGUUGUAGGCUUCUAAGGAAACAAUACCCUGACUGGAAUGCUGAAGCUGUGCCUGUUUCAAGACCUGAUCCCAAAUCGGAACACAGCAGCUCCAAACGUCACACCCGAUCUCACUCGUACUCCAGAUCCCCUAGCCCAAAGCGGCGCCAUGACUCAAGUCGUCGGAGACGUUCACAUUCUCGUUCGCGAUCCAGGAGCCCCAGGAGGUACCGGCGUUCCAGCCGGUCUCUGUCUCCCCAUAGGAGCAGGUCUCGCUCCCCCCGUAGGAAGACUCGAGUCAGCCCUUACAGACGGAGGUCCCGUACUCCACCUUACCAACGGUCAAGGUCUCCAAAUUACAACAGCAGGCGUUCUCCUGGACGCCGCUCAAGCCCCCACCGGCAGCAGAGAUCGAGUAGUAGUGAACGGCUGGCCAAAAAACUCAUCAUGUCAUCAGCUGACCUCUCAUCAAUUACAGAUAGUAAAACCUUGAAGGCUGUGGUAGAGUCCUUAGCACCAGCCCUACUGGCUGAACUAGCAAAGAAGAAAAGUAGUUCCACUGCUUCCUCUUCAAAGGGUGCAAGCAGCAGUAGCAAACAGCCUUUGUCUCCUAAGAGAAGCGAAUCUUCCUCGUCUAGCAAAACCCUCACUCAGAAGACUACUACAUAUUCAGAGACUACAUCCAAGGGUGCUCCAGGCACGUCCUGUUUGCUAAGGAUCAAAGGAGUUCCUUCACGCACCACCAGCAAAGAACUGACUGAUGCCAUUGAACCUUAUGGCAAGAUUCAUACUGCCAUCCUCCUUAAGGCAAUAAAUCAGGCCUCGGUGUGUAUGGAGAGAGAGGAGGAUGCCAGAGUUUUGCUCAGGUGUAAAAACAUGAGAAUUCAUGGGCAGUUGGUCAGCAUUUACAUGGAGAAAGAUUCCGAACAUGACCAAAAGAAAUAUGUUAAGACUGAAAAAACUGACAAAAAAGAUAUUCCAUUUAAGUCGGCCCAUUCAGCUAAAGCAAAAGAGUCUACAAAUGCCAAGACACCUCAAGCAACCAAGGGAAAACCGAGUGACCCCAAAAAAACAGUUCAAAUGGUUAAAACUAAACCUGCUGCUAAACCCCCUGCCAAGGGAUCAGAAACUGCUGUUGUCAAGAAGGUCAUAAAGAAGGAAAUCCCUUGGAGAAAAAACAUAAUUGAGAUCACCGAUCUUCCAGAGAAAGGGUUUACUGAGGAUGACCUUACAAAUCUUGCCAAACCAUUUGGCCUAACUUCUACUCCUGUAAUUGCAAUCACUCAGAAAAGGGCUUACCUGCAAAUGCCUGACAUGAGUGCAGCUGAAGCAAUGGUGAAAGCUUUCGCUGAGACCCCAGCUAAAGUGCAAGAGAAAGAAAUAAACAUCAAGAUGAUGACGCGUCCAAUUGACCUGAACUACACUGAGUCACUAUUCAGAGUACUGGUGGGCAUGGAGAAGUCACCUGAAAUUGUCACAUUACCAGAACGUCUUCUCAUCGUCGGUAAUGUGCCAAAAACUCUUGAGGCAGUCAAGGAAGUGGAGACCCUAAUCCAGAAAAAUGGUGCUUACAAGAAGGUUUUGCAUCUGAAUGGCAGGAUCAUUUUUGAAAUGGAGAGUGCCACUAUCGCUAGGAACGUCUACAUUCGCUUUCUCAAGAAUCCUUGUACGGUCCAGAACAAUUCCCUCACCUUCCAAAUGGCCAAACCUCUUAAGCUGAAAAAGAAGCCAGAUCCGAAGGGAUCACCACCCGUUAAGUCAGCUAAAGGAAAAAUUAUUGUCUUUAAGGCUAAAAAGACAGUGCCUGCAGCAACAUCUGUUUCUACUGCUUCUCCAGCGAAUAGUGCUGCUGCUUCAAAAGCAAACCCGACAGUCAGCACAGCUAAUGCCCAGAACAAAAAAACUCCAGCUCCCCCUAUUAAAAUAGACAAAGCCAUCUUAAAUGAUUCAGUUAUGCCUAAAAAAGAGGAAGUCGUUGUCAAAAGCACAAGUGAUGAAGCAAAAUUGGAUGCUGCUGCUGUUGAAAAUACGGAUCCCAGUGACGUCAAAGGUAAUAUGUCUGCUAAUGCAAAAACAACUAAUCCUGAAAGUAAAGCAGAUGGCAGCUUAAAUGUUACCCAAACUGAAAAGAAAACCCCAGAGGACGAGUCCAGGGCGGUGGCGCCAGAGGACGAGUCCAAGGCGGUGGCGCCAGAGGACGAGUCCAAGGCGGUGGCGCCAGAGGACGAGUCCAAGGCGGUGGCGCCAGAGGACGAGUCCAAGGCGGUGGCGCCAGAGGACGAGUCCAAGGCGGUGGCGCCAGAGGACGAGUCCAAGGCGGUGGCGCCAGAGUGUAUAAAAACAGAAUCCUCAGGUCCCACUGGGGAAUCUACAGUAUCGAUCAAGUCUGUUGAAGCAAAGCCUGAACUUGGAUUCUCUGUUCCCUCUUUGGAAUCUGCCAUUGCAGAUGAGUCUGUGAUGACAGAGCUUGAUUUAGCAUCAUCAGCUCCUACCGAUAAUACUGCAACUGCAAUUACUGCAAAUCAAUCGAGCAAUUCAAUCAUAAAUGGUCAAGAGAUCCAAAUAUCUGAAGGUGUUUCUAUAGAAUUAGGUCUUAAAUCUGUGUACAACAGUGAUGUUUAUCAUGAAAAGUUAGCGGAAAACAGUAAUGUUGAGUUAAUGUCAGAUAUGGAGGUUGGUGCUUCUGCUAGUAGUGAAGCAACUGCAUUAGAGGCCAUGGAGACCCAGAGUCCAGGAGAGUCAGAAGUACAGGAGAUGAAGACUGAGAAUCAGGAGCAAGUGAGUGACUUGAAACCAUCGGAACCUUUUGAGACCGACAUUAAAUCUCAAUCAGGUGACCAAAGCCCUGUUCUUGAGAAGAAUGUUGUCUCUGAAGUUGCACUAGAAUCAGACUCAACAGGUGCUGAUUCUGCUUUUGCCUUACCUUCUCCUGACCAAAAUGUCAGCGAUUCAGCUAUCAAAGUUCUAUCUUCAUCAAACAAUUCCCCAACAGUGCCUGGGGCCUUUGACGACACAAUGUUGGAGUUUCCUCCUGUUACGCAGGAGAUUUUGAAAGCUCUUGAAUUAGCAGUUCAUCAGUGUCGCUUGCAGUCUUCAUUGAGACGUGCAGAAGAGGAAGCCAAACAAAAAGCAGAAAGUGAGAAAAAAGCUGCAGAAAAAACAUCCAGCAAGGUCUCAUCAAGCUCCAGGAAACCCUCUUCUUCAUCGGAGAAAUCUGCUCAAGCAGUCAAAAGAACCACCAGAGCUGAUAACAAAAAAGUGCAGUCUGAAAAAGAGAAGUUGUCUCAGAAUUCGGGAUCCAGAGGCAAGCAUGUCAGUAGCUCUUCUCCAGAGACUGAGGCAGCUUCUAGGCACAGAAGCAGGGGAAACUCUGAUGAAGAUGCCCCAUCUGCCAGGCGCGGAGGGUCUUUGGGGUCAUCCUCUCGGAAAAGCAGACAAGAAUCCCCACCAUCAAAGAGACCAAGGGGGCAUGACGAUGAUCGCAGGAGUCACAACAAAAGCUCUCAGCCUUCAAAAUGUCACUCAAAAACAAGGACAAUCAAAGAGGCAAAAGAGGAUGAAAAGAAAAUGUCUGAUGAAACAUUUCCCUUUGACUUUGAUGAAUUUGUGACGGUUGAUGAAGUAGGAGAUGAAGAGACUGUAGCCUCGAGCUUGGAACCUUUAACCAAGGAUGAUAAAUCUGAGGAGGAAUCUAGUCCCCUCUCUACCACCUCUUCCAUUGCAAAAUCACCUACAGCAAAUAACUCGCAACAAAAGCGAGUGUCCAGAUCUAUAACUAACAAGACCAAGCCUUUUGAAAUAGAGAACCCUGUUAUUGACUCUGCACAGAAAAUAAAAACCGAGGCUGAAGAAACCAAACAAGUUGCAGAGCCUGUGAUUUCUCAAACACAUCAAGAGUGUGAACCUCAGGAAGAGAGUAUAGAUAAUCAGAUUAAAACAGUUGGGAUGGAAACUCCUGUUGUUCAGGGUGAGACAACCGAGCCUUAUACUGGAACAGACGCUUCAGCAGAGAUUGGAUUCAAUGUUUAUAUAGAGCCCUUGAAAGAAAGCAUUGAGGUUGGGCCCUCAGAUCAACUAGAGCAAAGUCGGUCUGUUUCUUCCUCCUCUCCCCAGAUUGAAAGUGGCCUGACAAAUUCUGACGAAAUGUCAAAUGGCCAUGCAAAGCAGUCUGAGCCCCCUGCUGCCGACACUGAGGAUAAAGAUGAGGUGACUGUAAUCUCUGAACUUGCCUCCCAUGGGGCAAUGGUGACUCUUGAUGAAAUCUGUGAGGGUGAGGAAGAAGAACUUGGUCAAGCAGAUGAGGAACAGCAGUUGAAGCCUGAUGAUGUGCCUGAAACACUUUUGACUGUUGAUGAGUUUGUUGGAGAUGAUGAAACCGGGGUUGAUGAAUACCCAAUGGACAAAGAACUUCAAGGGCUUGUCACGCUUGAUGAGAUUGUUGAAGAGGAGGAGGAAGAGUUUGAUUCCUUUAAUCCUGAGACACUGGUCACACUCGAUGAGGCCAAAGGCGAUGAUGAAGAGAUUGAGGAAGUGGAUCAAAGGAAGGUCAAGCCUACCAGCUCCAACAUCAUCACUUCCCCCAGACCAGAAGAGCACGUGGAAUCAGUCCAGCAAGAAGAGGAAGCCUGUGACUUAGAUGAGCUCCGUAAGAUGAACUUUGUAACUGUGGAUGAAGUAGGGGAGGAGGAAGAGAAACAACAACCCAGUGAAGAAGUCAAGGAAAAAGAAGUAAAAAAGAGACUUACAAGGGCCAAAAAGAGAGCCCGCCAAACCCCAGUGAGGAGAUCCACACGGGGUAAAAGAGGGGUGACACCAAGUGACAAAGAGGCAGAUGAGCCUGAGAUAAGUACAGAAGGUGACCAAGUAACAACUUCCAUACAAGAAAGUCUUACUGUAGACCCCGUUGACGUUAAACCAGAGUCCCAGAAAGCUGAAAUUGUGAGUGCUCCAGAUGCAUCAAGCACAGAACCCGUCUCCUCAGGGACAGAUGAUGAGCAUUCAAGAAGCAAAGAUGACAACAUCACAAAACCCGAAAGAGCUCUUAUUGAAACACCCAUCGCUGACAAAAACGCAUCACCCAAAGAAGAGUCCAAAACAAGAUGGGAAACGGAGCCAAGCCAGGAACCCGAGGCCACGAAAAUUCGGUCUCAUUCCCCUGUGAUUGAAGACUUCACCUUGCCCCCAUUUAUCCCAAACAACCCCAUUGGAGUUGACUUUGUGGUACCAAAGACGGGUUUCUUCUGCAGACUCUGCUCGCUGUUCUAUGGCAACGAAGAAACUGCCAAGAACACUCACUGUAGUAGUCUACGGCAUUACCAGAACAUGGAGAAAUAUUAUAAGAAGCUUAAGACUCAGCAGCAGGGUGGCAGCUCAACACAGAUGACAUCCAGUCAGAGUUCUGCAUCCGAAUAACCCAUGAAAACUUUUUUUGUAUUAAUGUUAUUAAAUGGGUCCAUUUUUGUUGUUUUAUUGAUUUUUCUAGUUUAGAAUGAUAUACACUAGCUCGUACUAAAUAAAGAGAAUGCAUUACAUAUCAAGCUACAUAGACAGACACACAUCUGUAUGUCUAAAAGCUCAAAAAUGUUACCUUUGUAAGAAUAAAAAAAUGAGCUAUUACAGUAUUUUCUUGUUUAGCUUUGGUUUCAAUUAAAAAUAAAUUUCUUCCUGAUCUAA
Messenger RNA from Triplophysa rosa, 11519 nucleotides. RefSeq names its product zinc finger protein 638 (gene znf638). The record is from RefSeq and is a predicted model, not a curated record. Gene Ontology annotation, cellular component: nucleus. Lineage: Eukaryota; Metazoa; Chordata; Actinopteri; Cypriniformes; Nemacheilidae. The transcript is spliced from 24 exons. Bases 4263 to 11258 code for a protein of 2331 amino acids. Gene Ontology annotation, molecular function: RNA binding; zinc ion binding.